Molecule: messenger RNA, 3442 nt
Organism: Gavialis gangeticus (Gharial)
Lineage: Eukaryota; Metazoa; Chordata; Crocodylia; Gavialidae
Gene: ADGRD2
Product: adhesion G protein-coupled receptor D2
Exons: 25
Coding region: 153-3362 (1069 amino acids)
Biological process (GO): cell surface receptor signaling pathway; adenylate cyclase-activating G protein-coupled receptor signaling pathway
Cellular component (GO): membrane
Molecular function (GO): G protein-coupled receptor activity
Source: RefSeq, a predicted model, not a curated record
UUGGGGUUUGUAAGGGGCUCCCAGCCAAGGAGACAUCGUGUUGAUGGAGUCCCUUUUCCCCGUUGGCUUGGUGCAAGACUUUCUGAACGCAGCGACGCUGCUCUGAAAAGGUGCGUCUUCACCCUGUGACGUUUCAUUUGUUCUAGCGGGGAAUGAAAGAUCUCCAAGCGAUCAGCACGAUGAGGAGGCACUUGAGCCCUGACUGCUUGUUCCUCAGCUUUCUGGUUGGCAGCCUGUCCAGAAACCUCUCCGACUUUACAGCCCUGGCUGAUAAUCACACGACAAAAGGUCUCACUCCAGCCACCCUGGAGACCGCGGGAGCUGUAUACGAAUAUGUGGCUGCACCUCUGGACUGGUGGCACGCGGACAGAUACUGCGAGCAGCGCUUUGCUCGCCUGCUCUUGGAGACGCAGGACAGCGAGCUGGCUCCUGUCAGCGGGCUGCUGCAGUCCCACGGGGUGCAAAGCCCUGUCUGGGUCAAUGAGGACUCCUUGCUGCACAAGCCGAGGCAGAGACGAGUCCACGUGGCACCAAUCCUGGUCUUCAGAAAUAAGACGGACACCAAGUACGUGAAGGUGCUGGCCGACUUCCCGGCGAUGCCGGCGGUGACAGCCUGCGCCCACGUCCAGUGGGAUGGCCGGACCCCGGAGAUUGCCACCGUCUUCUCCUACGCCGUCCCGGCUUUCAUCAACGAGUUCCAGCUGCGCGGCUUCCGGGAUGAGGAGGGCUUCGUGCGGUUCGCCCUCAUCGUCCACGGGCACCACUCCCCGUACCUGCCCGUCUUCCGGAGCGACGGGGAAUGGCAUCACUUCUGCGUCACCUGGCAGCAGCGCAACGGGACGUGGGCCAUGUAUGCCGACGGGAAGAGGAAGGCCUCUGCCACCGGGUUGUGCGCUGCCGGGCUGGCCGCCACCCAGGCCGUCCGCGGCCACGGGACCUUCAUCAUCGGACAGGACCAGGACUCGCUCGGCGGCACCUUCAAGGAGAAGGAGUCCUUCAGCGGGAACCUCACGGACCUGCACGUGUGGCGGCAGGUGCUCAGCGAAGUGCAGCUGGAGAGGGUCCGGUCCUGUCGCCUGGUGGAGCAGGAGCUGGUGUUUGGCUGGAGCAGCUACACGCUGGAGAUUGAGCCCACGGUGCAGGAGGCCACGGUGCAGCUCCUCUGCCCAGGGCCCGUGGAGCAGUGCAGAGCGCUUGAGGCCGGCCGUGGCAGAUUCAGCUAUGCAGCGUGUUUGCAAGCCCUGCCGUUCGUCUGUCACUACAGGAAGGCGGCAUAUUUACAGCUGAAGAAGGCCCAGUCAGAGUCCAGCCCAUCGCUCAUCAGUCAGGCUAAUGCCCUGGCGAAUGCUACGGUGAUUCCUGAGCACGUCCUCCUGGGCGACGUCCGAGACGUGACCGUCUCGGCAGCAGUCAGUGCCCUGGAUGCGCUGAGGACGGUGCUAAGGGCGGAGGAAACCCCCGUGGAGCCAGCCGACCUCCUUGGCAUCGUUCGGUUCCUGAAGGACGUGUCAGACAUCGAAGUCCAGGAGCAAGAGCAGCUGGAGAUGCUGGAGCAGCUGAGCCGGGACUACGUGGAGGUGGCAGGGUUGAUCCUGGAAGAACAAAACGCCGAGCGGUGGUCAGAAAUCAGUCAGGUUAUCGGGGGGCCGAUGACUGUCGUAGAUAACGUGGACAGGAUGGCGUCGAAUCUCCACCAGCUGCUGCGCGUGGACAGGACCACGGUCACCAUCCGGCACAGAAACCUUGGAGUCGAAGUCAGGACCGUGGAGCUGAGCGGGCCGGAGCCCAGCAGUGACGUGUACCUCAUCCCAGGCCAGCGCGGCGGCGGGCCGGACUUCAUCGAGGUGCCCGCUGAAGAAGUGGCGAGGCUGAAAGCCAGAGGCCUCAGCAGUGUCACCGUGACCAAUGCGUGGUAUGGCUACUGCGCCCUCCAGCGCUUCCUCGCCGGCGGCAGCAGCCAGGACGCCCUCCAGGAUGCGGCCACCUCCGACGGGGGCCAGAGGUACGUGAGCACCCGCGUGGGCACCGCCGUCGUCUCCUCCGCUCUGCUCAGCGACUACCAGGAGAUCCGUACGGCCGUGCGCUACCGCCUCCAGCAUCGCGCCCAGGACCUGCCUGACAAGCUCGUGGAGCCCGUCUGCGCCUUCUGGAACUUCAGCCUCAGCCCAGACACCGGCGGAGCGUGGUCCAGCGUGGGCUGCUCCAUCGUAACGUCUCACCCAGAGUCCACGGCCUGUUUCUGCAACCACACGACCAACUUUGCGGUGCUGCUGCAGGUGUACGAGGUGCAGAGGAGCACAGAGGAGGAGUCGACGCUGAAGACCCUGACGUUUAUUGGCUGCGGCGUGUCCUUCUGUGCCCUGAUUGUGACGUUCGUUUUAUUCCUGGCAGUCGGCGUUCCCAAGAGCGAGCGCACGACAGUGCACAAGAACCUCAUCUUCGCCUUGGCUGCGGCGGAGGCGCUGCUUAUGUUCAGUGAAUUGGCCAAGAGCAACCAGGUUAUGUGCUUUGCUGUCACGGCUCUCCUCCACCUCUUCUUCAUGGCGGCCUUUUCGUGGAUGCUGGUGGAGGGGCUUCUCCUGUGGAGCAAGGUAGUGGCCGUCAACAUGAGCGAGGACCGGAGGAUGAAGUUUUACUACGCGACUGGCUGGGGCCUGCCCAUUCUUAUCGUGGCCGUGACUCUAGCGACUUCCUUUAGCAAGUACGUGGCAGACGACCACUGCUGGCUGAACGUCCAAACCGACAUCAUCUGGGCCUUCGUCGGGCCGGUUCUCUUCGUCCUCAUAGUGAACAUGGUCGUGCUCUUCCGCGUGGUGAUGGUGACGGUGUCGACCGCUCGCAGGAGGUCCAAGAUGUUGACACCCAACAGCACCCUGGAGAAGCAGAUCGGCAUCCAAAUUUGGGCCACGGCCAAGCCCGUCCUGGUGCUCCUGCCCGUGCUGGGGCUGACGUGGGUGUGCGGGGUCCUCGUGCACCUCAGCAUCGUCUGGGCGUACGUCUUCAUCGGGCUGAACUCCCUGCAGGGCCUGUAUAUAUUCCUGGUCUAUGCCCUCUAUAACAGCGAGGUGAGGAACGCCAUACAGAGGAUGAAGGACAAGAAGAAAGCGCUCUCGUUCACCAAUUGUUCGCAUCCCAUCAACUAUCUGUCGAGUCCCAGAAACACGGCGUCCUGGGAGAUGGGCAGACUGAACCCCUCUGCCCCCGAGAGCAUCGCGUCAUCCCCUGUGCAGAAAGACCCGCCACUGAAGAACAUCACCCACAAAGGAAACUUUGGUGCCAAAAUUCCUAUGGGGAUCUCAUCCAUCAUGUCACCAGACAAACCGGCGGUAGAGCUGACAGCGUUCAAAUGCUCAGGUUUCUGAGGCGUGCCCGCAGGGGCCCCCCCCCCCCACCCUGACCCUGGCCCGGACCCGGACCCGGACCCCAGCGCUCUGCAGGCAGA